UAUCUUCCAAUGUGAGAGAGAGAACUCAACAAACAAAUACAGGUUCUAGAACACACUAAUUUGGGCGAAUCGAUUCAAAACAAAAAUGAGUUCACAGAAGAAGAUGAAUUUUCAAAUCGAAGCCUUUAAACAUCGAGUGGUUGUAGAUCCAAAGUACGCCGAGAAGACUUGGAAGAUUCUGGAGCAUGCGAUUCACGAGAUUUACAAUCAUAACGCUAGCGGCCUCAGUUUCGAAGAACUUUACAGGAAUGCCUACAAUAUGGUGCUGCAUAAAUUUGGAGAAAAGCUCUACUCCGGGCUUGUGUUAACCAUGACUUCACAUUUAAAAGAAAUAGCAGUGUCAAUAGAAGCUGCUCAGGGAGCUUUGUUUCUAGAAGAACUCGACAGGAAAUGGACAGAACACAACAAAGCAUUACAAAUGAUACGAGACAUAUUAAUGUACAUGGAUAGAACGUUUAUUCCUAGUACACACAAAACACCAGUUCAUGAGCUUGGGCUUAAUCUAUGGCGGGAUAAUAUCGUCCACACAAUCAAGAUCCAAACAAGACUUAAAAACACGCUUUUGGAACUCGUGCAGAAAGAAAGAGGAGGUGACGUAAUUAACCGUGGCUUAAUGAGAAACGUGGUUAAAAUGUUAAUGGAAUUAGGUUCUUCGGUUUACCAAGAAGAUUUUGAAAAACCGUUUUUAGCUGUUUCCGCUGAUUUUUACCGUGCUGAAUCUCAACUGUUUAUUGAAAGUUGCGACUGUGGGGAUUACUUGAAGAAAGCUGAAAAACGGUUGAAUGAGGAGAUCGAACGAGUUUCACAAUAUCUGGAUGCGAAAAGCGAAGUGAAAAUAACAAAUGUGGUGGAAAAAGAGAUGAUCGAAAGCCAGAUGAAUAGAUUAGUACACAUGGAGAAUUCAGGGUUAGUUAGUAUGCUUAUGGAUGAUAAAUACGAAGAUUUGGGUAGAAUGUAUAAUUUGUUCAAAAGAGUGCCGAACGGGUUGUCAUUAAUAAGGGAUGUGAUGACAUCACACAUUCGGGAAACGGGUAAGCAAUUAGCAACGGAUCCGGAACGGUUAAAAGAUCCUGUGGAUUUCGUGCAACGUCUUUUGGAUGAAAGAGAUAAACAUGAUAAGAUCAUUAAUCUUGCGUUUAACAAUGACAAAAUGUUCCAAAACGCUGUGAAUUCUUCGUUUGAGUAUUUCAUUAAUUUAAAUACUCGGUCCCCGGAAUUUAUAUCGUUGUUUGUCGAUGAUAAGCUAAGGAAAGGUUUAAAAGGCGUUAGUGAAGAGGAUGUCGAGGUUGUACUUGACAAAGUUAUGAUGCUUUUUCGUUAUCUUCAAGAAAAAGACAUUUUCGAAAAGUAUUAUAAACAACACUUGGCGAAAAGGCUUCUUUUUAAUAAGAGUGUGUCGGAAGACGCUGAGAGAAGUUUGAUCUUGAAGUUAAAAACCGAAUGCGGGUAUCAGUUUACGUCAAAACUGGAAGGAAUGUUUACCGAUAUGAAAACGUCUGAUGAUACGAUGAAAGGAUUCUACGAAGCGAUGGGACCCGAGUUAGGUGAUGGGCCGACACUCGUGGUCCAUGUUCUCACAACCGGGUCAUGGCCGACACAAUCAACCACCGCGUGCAACCUUCCAUCCGAAAUCCUCACCGUGUGUGACAAGUUCAAGACGUAUUAUCUCGGGACCCACAGUGGGCGCAGGCUGACAUGGCAAACAAACAUGGGGUCUGCCGAUAUAAAAGCGACGUUCGCUAAAGGCCAAAAGCACGAGCUGAACGUUUCGACAUACCAAAUGUGUGUUCUUAUGUUGUUCAACAAUGGAGAUGGGUUGAGUUAUAGAGAAAUUGAACAGGCUACCGAGAUACCGAGUUUGGAUUUAAAACGUUGUUUGCAGUCGUUAGCUUGUGCUAAAGGGAAAAACGUGCUUAGGAAAGAACCUAUGAGCAAAGACAUUGUAGAAGAUGACGUGUUUUUCUUUAACGAUAAGUUUUCUAGCAAGUUUUACAAGGUGAAGAUUGGGACCGUUGCCGCGCAGAAGGAAUCUGAACCUGAAAAACAGGAGACAAGACAGAGAGUCGAGGAGGACAGAAAACCUCAGAUAGAAGCGGCGAUUGUUAGGAUUAUGAAAGCAAGACGUGUCUUGGACCAUAAUAAUAUUGUGGCUGAGGUUACAAAGCAAUUGCAGUCGAGGUUUUUACCGAACCCGGUUGUGAUAAAGAAGAGAAUCGAGUCGCUUAUCGAGAGGGAGUUUCUAGAACGGGACAAAGACGAUAGGAAGUUGUAUCGUUACUUGGCUUGACGUGAAGAAACAGGUGUUAUGGUUACUGUUUCGAAAUCUUUAUGUUUUACAAAAAUAUGGAAUUGGUGGUAUGAUGAUUUGGGAACUGUUUGGUUGUAGUGUGCCUUUUGUUUUCUGGGUGGUGUUUGAUGUCAAUAUUGGGUUAAUUUGUUAAAAAGUCAUAAAAUUACCAACUUA
Messenger RNA from Helianthus annuus (common sunflower), 2464 nucleotides. RefSeq names its product cullin-3A. NCBI's taxonomy places the organism in Eukaryota, Viridiplantae, Streptophyta, Magnoliopsida, Asterales, Asteraceae. Gene Ontology annotation, cellular component: cullin-RING ubiquitin ligase complex. Bases 86 to 2287 code for a protein of 733 amino acids. Gene Ontology annotation, molecular function: ubiquitin protein ligase binding. The transcript has 2 exons. The record is from RefSeq and is a predicted model, not a curated record. Gene Ontology annotation, biological process: ubiquitin-dependent protein catabolic process; protein ubiquitination.